AUGAGUAGUACUAUAGACCAACCGAAUGAGGCGCUGCCAGGUUUACCUCUACCAGAGGGUAUCGUGGAGGACUACAUCGACUGCUCCACAUCAUGCGGUCUUAAAUGGCACAUCCUAAAAGCUGGCGAGCCUGGCAAACCUCUCGUGCUUUUCUGCCACGGGUUCCCAGAGCUCGCGUACUCAUGGCGUAAAGUGCUGCCCGCAAUCGCUAAAGCAGGAUACUACUGCGUCGCGAUGGAUCAACGCGGUUACGGGCGAACAACAGGGUGGCCGCAAAAACAACCCUUUGAGGCGGUUGACCUGAAUGACUUCGUCUUCACGAAUCUAGUGCGUGAUCUGGUGUGUCUAGUAUAUGGUCUAGGGUAUAAAACGGUAUACAGCAUCAUCGGCCACGACUUUGGUGGCGUGAGCUCCGCCAUGGCCGCGCUUAUACGUCCAGACAUGUUUCUUUCCACCAUUCAAAUGAGCCAUCCGCACCACCGGCCCGCGGAACCUAUCUCUCCCCGGGAAAAGGGGGAAAUAAAGAAGGUAGAUAUCCAGGCCGAGCUAGCGAAACUUGCCCAGCCCCGGAAGCAUUACAAGUGGUACAACUCGAGCCCGAACGCCGCCCGGGACUGGGAGAACCCAUCACAAGGCCUUAAAUCAUUCCUCCGCGGGUAUUUCCAUCUGAAGUCGGCAGAUUGGGAAGCCAACAAGCCGCAACCCCUGACGAAGUGGAGCGCUCAGGAACUAGCACACAUGCCCGAGUAUUAUAUCAUGCAAGCAGAGCACUCGAUGCCCGAGACAGUGGAAUAUAACAUGGCAAGCGAAAACUAUUAUAAGACAGAGCGAUGGCUCUCAAUAGAGGAUAUGAGGGUAUAUUCCAGCGAGUGGGAGCGGACGGGCUUCCAAGGCGCGCUGAACUGGUAUCGGGCGCAGACGGCGUCGACGAAGCAGUCGGCACGAGACAUACUCUUGUUCUCAGGGCGCAGAAUCGAGGUCCCGUGUGUUUUUAUUAGUGGGAAGCAGGACUGGGGUAAUUACCAGCAGCCGGGGGCGCUUGAGGGGUAUGAGGACCCGCAAGUUGUUAAGGAGGGCUGUUAUAGGGGUGCGAAGUUUGUGGAUGGUGCUGGGCAUUGGGUACAGCAAGAACAGCCUGAGGCUGUGAUUAUGGAGAUUUUAGCAUUCUUUAAGACCCUAUGA
Messenger RNA from Daldinia childiae, 1182 nucleotides. Its product is annotated as Bifunctional epoxide hydrolase 2. The record is from RefSeq and is a predicted model, not a curated record. Gene Ontology annotation, molecular function: hydrolase activity. NCBI's taxonomy places the organism in Eukaryota, Fungi, Ascomycota, Sordariomycetes, Xylariales, Hypoxylaceae. Bases 1 to 1182 code for a protein of 393 amino acids. The transcript has a single exon.